Messenger RNA from Vespa velutina, 2731 nucleotides. Its product is annotated as eukaryotic translation initiation factor 2-alpha kinase 1-like. The transcript is spliced from 9 exons. Gene Ontology annotation, molecular function: ATP binding; protein kinase activity. Gene Ontology annotation, biological process: protein phosphorylation. The record is from RefSeq and is a predicted model, not a curated record. NCBI's taxonomy places the organism in Eukaryota, Metazoa, Arthropoda, Insecta, Hymenoptera, Vespidae. Bases 248 to 2122 code for a protein of 624 amino acids.
AAGUAUCUUAUUCUAAGAUAAACAGAAAAAAGUAAUGUAUCGCUUAUAAAAAGAAAAGUUAUCAAGAAGAUAGAUCGCCUAUUUUGGGGAAUUAAUGGCUGCAAUUGUGCUGCAAUUGACUAAUAAGAAAAAUUCAUUGGAAGUACAAUAAAGGAACCAAUAUGUUUAAUAUUAUUUAUUGAAUGUAAUCGUUUAAUAAAACGUAAAAUAAAUAUUUUUUGAAGAAAUAUUUAUCCCUGAUUAAAAUAUGGAACGUAAAGCAGUGCCGGAUAAUAAUCCCUGGUCAAAUUUAAUGACCAUAACAAAAUUUGACAGAGGUAAUAAUACCAAGACGACAAUUCGAUGGGACAGCAGAUCUGAAACUCAAAACAAUGAACAAAUUAUUCCUGCAGCUACUUCUUCUAUCAGUCUUCUAAUUGAAUCACUAAUUAAACAGAUAUGUACAAUGUUUGAAGGCGAUACUGUUCGAAGGAAUAAACUUUAUUUUAAGAUAUGUGAUAGACUUCAUGAAAUAGGACUAAUUGAUACUUCUUAUAAUUCAAUGGAAUUGGAAGGUAUUAGAGGUCAAUUUCAACAUGCAUUAUACAGAUUAGUUGCACUUGCACGCACUGCUACCGGCAGUGAACAUCCUUUGAAUGUUCCUAGUUGUCUGAUGGCUGAAUGGUCACGCUAUCGUAGAGAAUUUCAUGAAAUAAGUUUUAUUGGCGGUGGUGGAUUUGGUAAUGUAUACAAAGCAUUACAUCGUCUGGAUGGUAUUGAAUAUGCAGUGAAAAAAAUAAUUGUACAAUCUGGACAUGUGAGUACCAUAAAGCAACACCUUGAAGAAGUCAAAAGUCUUGCUAAAUUAAAUCAUAUGAAUAUAGUUGCUUAUAAGACUGCUUGGAUAGAGCCUACAUUAGUAACAACCACUGUUCCAAGUUUACCAAAUGUAGAGAAUGAACGAAGCAAGAGUCAUUUUUCAAAACAUAGAGCAAGAAGAAAUAUAUCUCAUCAAUCAUGUAAAAAUAAUAAUUUUAAUAACAAUAGUCAAUUGAUUUCUAAUAGUAGCAACAGUAAAGAAAACUGCGGACAAGAUAUAUCGUUAAAAUCCGAUAAAGAAGUAUUUUACAAAACUGGUAUGUAUUUUCACAUAGAGAACAAUGCUCAAAAACAUGUGAGUGGAAGUGCAGGUGGUUAUAUAAUAAGUCACGAUAUUAUUAAUGAAAGAUUUCUUGAACUCAAUUCAUUGACUAAUAUUAUAGGACAAAGAAUAAUCGAACGAAGUAGUUCAACAACCAGUACAGAAGAUACUUCAGAUAUUGUAUCAUUUAGAAAUGAUAGUAAUAACAGUAAAAGUAAUAAUGAUUAUUCAAAAAGUAAUGCCAAUUAUAUAAUUAGUGACUUAAAUGAUGAAUCUAGUAGUGAUAUUAACAAUCAAAUUUAUCAAUAUAAAUCACGAGUGGACCCUUGUUAUGCAACUUUAUAUAUUCAAAUGGCACUUUGUGAUAAAACGUUACAACAGUGGUUAAAGGAACGAGAUGAUUCUAGUUCACAACAGACAAUUACUACAAUAUUUACACAAAUUCUUCAAGGUGUAGAUCAUAUACAUUCUCUUGGAAUGGUACAUCAUGAUAUAAAGCCAAGCAAUAUAUUCAUAACAGCACAUUUUCAAAUCCAAUUAGGGGAUUUUGGUUUAGCUUGCCCUUUGCAAAGAAAAGAUCAUGAUUCUGUAUUUGGUACACAUAUGUAUGCAGCACCUGAACAAUUGAAAGGAAAAUGCAAUCCAAAGAGUGACAUAUACAGUAUAGGAAUUGUUCUGUUAGAGCUAUUAAUUUAUACAAAAACACAAAUGGAACUUUGUUGUAUUAUUGAUGAAUUGAAAAAAGAUCAAUUACCAGUAUCAUUAAUUAAAAUUUAUCCAAAAUGGGCUCAUAUAAUUUGCCAAUUAAUACAAGAAGAUCCUAAUAAAAGACCAUCGACAGAUGAACUAUUACAAAAUGUAACUGAAGAUAAAGAUGUAGUAAUAGCACAAUUAAAACAUGAUAUUAUCAAAAAAGAUAAUACAAUAAGAGAAUUACAAGAAAAAAUCACUAUGCUGCAGGCAUUUAUUACUAAAUCCGAACCUUCAUCAGAAAACCAAUAAAAGCUAUUAUAAUUAAUAUGUAUGUGAUUAAUAAAAUUUUAUAUGAAAAUAAAUGAUAGUAUUUAUGUAAAAUAGAAUGAACGAACGUUUGUACAUCAGAUAAUACGUUUGUACAAUAGAUAAUUAGAACAUAUAUUUAUUUUAUAUAUUACAUUUUUUUAAUGUCUUUCUAUUACUGUAUUCAAUAAUUAAAAAGAGUACAUUGAUAAGGAUAUAAUAAAAAUACAUAAUGCAGAAAUUAUUAUUUUUAUUUAAUAAAAUAUAAAUAUUCUUAAAAAUAUAAAAUUCUUUAAUUGUACUUAUAUAAAAUUAUAUACUUCUAUUUUAUUAUUUUUUUCUAUGAUAGUAUCUAACAAUAAUUUAAGAUGUUGUCCUUUAUUAAUUCGAUUCUGUAAUUGAUCAUAAACAGCACAUUGCUUUAUUAAAUGUUCCAAAUCUGGAUAUUGUUGUAAAAUAUUAUUGGGUAUGUCAUGUAAAAAGCCACCAGGAAUUAAAGUAUCACUGGUUUUUGGUGACAAUAAGAUCUAUAAAGUAAUAAAUAGUAAUAUUUAAAAAUUUACUAUACACCUAUGUAUUUCUAUUGUAUUAUUGUAAUAAAUUUUUGAAUCA